Messenger RNA from Thalassophryne amazonica, 882 nucleotides. Its product is annotated as putative nuclease HARBI1. Lineage: Eukaryota; Metazoa; Chordata; Actinopteri; Batrachoidiformes; Batrachoididae. The transcript has a single exon. The coding region runs from base 1 to 882 and encodes 293 amino acids. The record is from RefSeq and is a predicted model, not a curated record.
AUGAAGGAGCUGCAUGCCGAGGAUGUUUCAGCAUUUACCAACUUCAUGCGGCUGGAGCCACCUGCUUUCCUUGAACUUUUAACACGAAUAGCACAGAGGAUUACCAAACAAGAUACAAACUACAGGAAGGCUCUUGAACCGGGGCUGAAGCUUGCAAUCACUCUGAGGUUCCUGGCUACUGGAAACAGCUACAAGUCACUUCAGUAUGGAUUUAGAGUUGCCCACAACACCAUCAGUGUGUUUGUACCACAAGUGUGCCAGGCCAUAAUCGAGGAGUUAUCUGAUGAAGUUCUCAUGUGUCCGGAUACUGCAGAGGGAUGGAAACAAGUGGCACAUCAUUUCUACAACCGCUGGAAUUUCCCUCACUGUGUGGGCGCCAUUGAUGGAAAACAUGUUGCCAUCAAGAAGCCUGGAAAGAGUGGCAGCGUAUUCUACAAUUGUAAAGGAUUCUUUUCCAUUGUACUACUUGCGAUAGUAGAUGCUCACUACAAAUUCAUGUAUGUUGAUAUUGGAAAGACUGGCUCUGGCUCUGAUGCUGAUGUGUUCAACAAGAGCCCUAUCAAAGCAGCAAUUGAGGCAGGUAAACUGAACCUGCCUGAAGCAGACCCUUUGCCUCAUGAUGACCAGCCACUGGAGUACUUCCUUGUGGGAGAUGAUGCUUUUGCUCUCAGGACAUGGCUCAUGAAGCCUCUCCCACUUCGCAAUAUGACUCACAAACAGAGAGUGUACAACUACAGACUGUCAAGAGCCAGAAGAGUUGUGGAGAAUGCAUUCGGCCUUCUGGCAGCUCGGUUCCGCUGUCUUCUCAUCACUUUACCUCUCACUCCAGACAAGGUCAUCAAAAUCACCCAUGCAUGCUGUGUCCUUCAUCACUUCCUGUGA